UAUGGUAAGAAGAACAAGUCUUAUUGCAUACUUUGGUAAAUCCAUAGUUUCCUGAUCCUUCUUGAGAGUUAUUGUGAUACAUAAAAUAACCUUAACAUUUUAUUAAUGAUUAGUUUUUUUUUUCAUUUCAAAAGAGGCUAUAAUUUUAAACAAACUCCUUUAAAGAAAUACCUUUUGAUAUGUCUAUGCCUACAUAUUGACAGAAAUGAUUGUCAAGGUAUUGUCAUGUUACGCGUCCGAAAUGUUUACUGAAUGGUUAUACGAGUUGUGUUAUUGAGAAUUUAAUAAAAAAUAUGUAAAACGCUAUAAAAACGCCGUAUUGUUAAAGAUAUUAUUUGUUUGUAAUACCAGUCAAGAGAUUUUCCCCUGCUGGGUGAAGCCUUGUGCAUAUAUCACCACGCUGGCGUACUUUUAGCGAUUCCAGAUCUCAAUAGUGGAAAUCUAUGGCUGUUUGUAUGUGUCAUGUUUUCGUUCAUCGUUUCCUAGAGAUUUCUCUCAGAAACAUUUAAUUUCACAUAGCAUUUUGCUAACUAACUUUCAAGGGAGUUGUAGCUUACUCCGUACUCAAAUACAUAAUUGGUUUUACUAUAACCCAUGUAUAAUUGAAGAAGUUUUUCAUAUAUUGUAGGGGUCACAAACCAAAGACUGUGACAGCUGAAUUCGGUGAGACUUAACGUCGCCCCUGACGCUCAAAACAUGAGAAGAGAAGAAAACAUGAGAAGAAGAACAAGAAAACUGUUAAAAAUGAUACUAAUUAUGCUAAUUGAGUGAACCCAAUGAAGUAGUAGGAGCGUCGUGUGGAUAAAACGUUAUGCUAAGUUAAAGAUAUGCCUACUGCAUUUCACUGGGUAUCAGUUCUUUUGCAACCUUAACGCAUCGAGCUAAUGUUUUCAAAAGGCUAAUUGCAAUUGUAUUUUUUACUGAACAAAAAGAAUUUAAUAGGUAACGCGUAAAAUCGUUUCAAGUUAAUUAUAAAUUAGUCUAAAGCGUAGUUUACAAUAUCAGUCAGCUUUUUCCUGUUUAUAACUGUACUAAGUAUAGUAGGCAUCUACUCAGCUUACGCACAUGUGGGUGAACUAGGCUCCAGUAUUUCUUGCGGUCUCGAACGAUGUUCGCGUAUAUUGUGUUUACCUUGUUAAUUAAGGUUUAAAUUCGUUACAAUAAACCAGAGAAUACGUCCAGAUAUAGUUAUACUGAAAAUAAUAGUCUUGCUUCAUAAGUCACCGCUAAAUUAGAAUGAUCCAGCAGUUUCUUUACGUCUAUACAACCAAACUUUAAAGUGAAUGCACAAUGUUUGAGAACGCUGACAAUGGCCUUGUGCUAUUGUCUGUUAACAGUUUUUUUUGUUUUUUAAAAAUACCGACUCUACUUACGAUCUCCUCAACACACUGAACUGAAUUAGAUGAUAACGACUAACAAUGUCCAUUGUACAUUCGCAGUAGUAACUCCAUCUGCAGCAAGUUCAAUUGUUUAUUUAUUGAACAUUGUGUAGGUACCUAUAGUAUAAAUAAUGGAAUGAGGAACGCGUACCCGCAGUCUCCAGUGUUAAAACUGACAACAAAUACACACGUCUCGUAUAACCAGUCGCAACUCGGCCGGUUCCGCGAUAAGGUUCGUUGUCGAUAGCGCACAAUCGGCGCACACGGCGACCGACAUUAAUUUUACGGGAAGUUUGCGUUACUCAUUAUCGGCGUAAGGAGCGAUAAUCCGUGUUUGUGAAGCGCCGGCUGAGGCCCGCGCCCCGCUCCCGCCGGAGCCCGGCAGUGUCUGUCCGAGCCGCGCUCCGCAUCCGCCACGCGCUGAUCAAUAAGGAAUAAUGAGUCAACGGGACCCCCGGCGCCGGACAUAUUGCGUCAUAGUACAUAGUGUUUGUGUUCCUGUGCCAUCCAUAUCCAGUGUUAGUGCAGUGGAACCGCCAAGUGAUGUCAUCCGUGCAGUUCAACUUCCCUCCGGAGAGCUACUCCGCCGUGUACACCAGUGAUGGAACAACAAAUGCGAAUGUUGUGGGGAAAUGUAACGUCAGUGAGUCGUGCGAGGUGUCGGGGACGCCGACGAGCAUCGUGCACACGCCACCCUCAUCGUUGUUCAGCUGUUUCCACUGUGCCUUCCAAAAUGGAAUCAACUUCACACGAAAAGAAAAACGACGGAAAGAAAACCACACGAAUCAUAAGGUCGCAGUACCUGGUAAAGAGGAGAAACGCUGGCGUAACAAAGAUGAAGGUGCGCUUUUCAAACGUUGGGGGCGUAACGCCUCCCCCGUUGAAGCCACCUCCACGCCAGCGCCCACUGCGCCCGCUUCACAACCCUCCGAGCUUCUCAAGUUCCUAGCUAUUAAUGCAUUGGAAUUAUCUGCCCCUGCAUCUGAUGCGCUGCUAAAAUCGCGCUCAUCAGAAUGGUUCCAGCUGGCUGGCCCUGGCUCGCUGGCCCUGGCCGCCCGGCCCCGCACGGUGUGGAAGCGCCGCGCUGCUGGCGACCACCCGGCCCACAACCCGAGCGCGACGCCUACGAGGCGCUCGCCGCCUGCCC
Messenger RNA from Trichoplusia ni (cabbage looper), 2526 nucleotides. RefSeq lists its product as uncharacterized. The annotation marks the transcript as partial. The record is from RefSeq and is a predicted model, not a curated record. Lineage: Eukaryota; Metazoa; Arthropoda; Insecta; Lepidoptera; Noctuidae. The transcript has 5 exons.